CUUGUUUACCUUCACGCGCGUCGACGUCGCGUCCAUUGUUCGUGAAUCAUUUCAUGGCUGACGACGACCGUGAAUGGCUAGAAGACGAGCCUGACGAACAGAAGGAGCUACUUUUUGCACCCAAAGGGGUCACUCAUACGUUCUACCUACACCGGUCCAUCAGGCAGCCGGGCGCGCGCGAUGCAUUAAUUGAGAACAUCCAGGCCAAUGGCGGGGAGGUCGUCGACAACGAUAUCUUCGAGAUCGAGGCUGCAAACGUCCUACUCUUUGACCCGAGGCAUAUUGGACAUCCGGAGGAUGUCUUCGUCGAUGCAUAUAAGACGCACUCGGAUGUCAAGCUGCGUGAAAUGCACGUCAAAAAGUCGAACUUUAUUGGUCAUUGCAUCGACGUUGGGAGAUUUGUGUUGCAUGUACCUAGGCGGAGGAAGCCGAUGCCAGGGAUACCACCCGGUCGCAGACCCCACCGCGUAGGAUUCACAGAGGAGGAUAGGGAGAACCUUGCGAGAUACUUGGCAUACAAGGUUCCGUAUCGCGAUGCUGGAGGUCUUCUCGGCAAUACGAUCUACAAUCGAAUGUGCGCGAAGAUUCACGUUCUACCGGAUGAGUACGCAUGGACCGCUCGCCACACCCCAUCGUCCUGGCGUGAGCAUUACAAGAAAAACAAGGCUGUUAUGAAUGAGAUGAUGGACGAGAUUGUGAGGGAAGAAGGCAUUAUCCUCAAAAAUAUAGAUGAGAGGGAUCGACGGCUGAAUCGUGCACGUCCUCGUGUGGACCCGGGUCUGAUCCGCGAGGAGGAGGAGCGGCAGGAGGAGGAAGAGAUAACGGCUGGCCUAGCACGAGUCACUGAGGAGUCGGCCACCGACGAUGUGCGGCGACAAGCCGCGAGCAACCAUCGCUCCAGGAGCAGAAGGAAUGAACCAAGUCCUGAAGCUGAAGAGCAGGGACGGCAGGAGGAGGUCCGACCAGUCAGCCCAUCACUUUUCUCUGAAGAUGAAGAGCCUAUGCAAGGAGAUGUAUUCAAUGAUCCUGGGCCUUCUCUCAGUCAGCACAGUCCGGAGCCUGCUGAUGAUUAUGUUCCUCCAUCUGCGGGCCGACCAACACCGACGCACGCCACCCUCGUUGACACCCUGUCAUCUCCUCGUGCUUCGACCUCGGUAAAGGGUCGAGCUCUUGAAAAGCUCACAUCAUCUCCCCGUCACUCCCGUCACUCUCAGGCUCCCAUUGACAUUAUCGAGAUCACCGACCACGACUCGGUCGACGAUGACUUGCCGAGAAUCGAAUCACUGCACGAAGAAACACCCUCGCCCAAGAGGCGUAGAGUGAAAUCCUCUAUGCGUUCACGGCCGGUCGCCUCGUCAUCUCAACCCCGACCCCGACCUCGACCUAUUGUCAGAAAGGUCACUGCACCCCAAGAAGAUGCCCCUUAUCGUAAUUUGCGCUCGCGUUCGCGAUCUGUCGAGCCAAGGCAACAGCCGAUUAUUAGGAAGGGAAGGAAGAAGGUUACCACGCCUUCAGUGGAUCUUGGCCCUGUUUUGGAAGAGGAAGUCAGCGGAGUAAGCGCUUUCGACGAACACGAUAUCCCGGACGUGAUAUCUGUGGAGGCGCGUCCUAUAUCUGUAUCAGAACCGGAGCUUGCGGCGGUGGAGUCAGAGUCAGAGUCAGAGUGGGAACCAGACCCACAGCUGGAAGUCGAACCAAAGUUGGAGUCGGUUGAACCAGAGCUACAUUCAGAUCUCGAAGCAAAGCCAGAACCGGAGCUGGACUUGGACUCGGAUUUUUGGCUGCAGCCGCCUAAACGUACAAGGUCGAUGAUUGAUUCGGACGAUGAACAGACAGCGAGGGACCUUGGUCUUCAGGGGAGUGCCAAGGCACUGACACCACUUGGGCAAACCGUCCGACCCUCUGCUCGGCGGCGGUGGUCCACAUCGAGUGAGGAGCCGUUCCCGGUGCCUAAUACCAAGGCGAGUGCGAGGAAAGAACGCCUUAUCGAGGAGGCGAAGCGGAUGCCCUACGUUCCUCCUCCCGGGACGAGGGCUGCUAUGAUAUUGGCGCAAGGUAGCCAGUAAUUUAUCUAUUUGUGAAUCUCGACGUAUACCACAAUGUACUACUCUGCUUUUUAUUUGUAACAAUAUAAAAUUUUCAUUCAAAAUCGUAUUUAGAUAAGUAAUGCAACGUGUAAUAAAUAGUCUGUCCUAGUGUUAACGAGUAUGUACACAUCGUCCACGGUCAUAAUACAUACUCAUACAUAACGCUAUCA
Desarmillaria tabescens is the source of this 2257-nucleotide messenger RNA. RefSeq lists its product as uncharacterized. Bases 54 to 2066 code for a protein of 670 amino acids. The transcript has 4 exons. Lineage: Eukaryota; Fungi; Basidiomycota; Agaricomycetes; Agaricales; Physalacriaceae. The record is from RefSeq and is a predicted model, not a curated record.